AUGUUUGUAAACAAUGAGCGGCAGGAAGGAGUUGCGCCUGUGCGUGGAGUGGAUCAAAGAUCGGCUUUAUUUUGCUGUUAUCUGCCAUAAACCAAAGAGUGGUGGUGCAAGUACGCACUAUUUCUGCACUGAUGAUGAAUUUGCAUAUGAGAACUUCUAUGCAGAUUUUGGACCACUCAAUCUGGCAAUGCUUUAUAGAUACUGUUGCAAGCUAAAUAAAAAAUUAAAGUCCUUUACCAUGAUAAGGAAGAAGAUUGUUCAUUAUACUGGUUUUGAUCAGAAAAAGCAAGCCAAUGCAGCCUUCCUGAUAGGUUCUUAUGCAAUAAUCUAUCUGAGAGAACCUCCAGAAACUGUGUAUGGGCUUUUAUUGUCUGGGAAUGUAGCAUAUCUUCCAUUCAGGGAUGCUGCAUUUGGUACCUGCAGUUUUCAUCUAACACUGCUUGACUGCUUUCAUGCGAUAAACAAGGCUUUGCAGUUUGGCUUCCUUGAUUUAAGUUCAUUUGAUGUGGAAGAAUAUGAGCAUUAUGAGAAAGCAGAAAAUGGAGAUUUUAACUGGAUAAUACCAAAAAAAAUUCUUGCCUUCAGCGGACCUCAUUCAAGAAGUAGAAUUGAAAAUGGUUACCCACAUCAUGCUCCUGAAGCCUAUUUUCCCUACUUUAGAAGGCACAAUGUUACCACUAUAAUCCGCCUGAACAAGAGGAUGUAUGAUGCUAAAAGAUUCAGGGAAGCAGGCUUUGAACACUAUGAUCUCUUCUUUGCAGACGGAAGUAUACCUACUGAUACUAUUGUUCAAACAUUCCUAAAUAUUUGUGAAAAUGCUGAAGGUGCUAUAGCAGUACAUUGCAAAGCUGGACUUGGUAGAACUGGCACUCUUGUAGGAUGUUAUAUUAUGAAGCAUUUUAGGAUGACUGCUGCUGAAACCAUUGCCUGGAUUAGAAUAUGCCGACCUGGCUCUGUGAUUGGCUCACAGCAGCAUUUCCUUUUAGAGAAACAGACAGAACUUUGGAUGGAAGGUGAUUCUUUCCGUUCAAAGUUAAGGAAGAAUUCACAACUUGCAGUUACAAAAAUUCUUUCAGGAGUAGAUGACAUUUCAAUUAAUGAUUCCAAGAUUCAGAGAACCAACAGAAAAGACGCUGAACUGUACAGUGAUGAAGAUGAAACAAACACAUGUACACAAGGGGAUAAGCUUCGAGCCCUGAAAAGUAAAAGGCAGGCCAAAAACUCAGUUCCACUAUCAGUAAUUCUACAAUCCAGUGUUCAGAAAAGUAAACUCUCUGAACUGUCUAGCAUUUCAGACAGUACAGUCCUUUGUAAAAGAACUACCAGAUCUACUGCAAGAAAAAACAGUUUUAAAAGUCUGAUGCCUCAGAGGGAAAGAAGGAAAAGGGAUGCUUUACAACAAAUGAGCUUAUGCAGUGCUGCUGUCCCAAGAACCAGAACGGUGUUGCGUUAAGCAAUUCGAAUGGAAGAGGAAGCAGAGGGAGGGAAAGGGCAAAUAUUGCUGUCAAUUAAAAAUCAAAUGAAGA
Messenger RNA from Euleptes europaea (tarantolino), 1526 nucleotides. RefSeq names its product cell division cycle 14B (gene CDC14B). The transcript is spliced from 15 exons. Gene Ontology annotation, biological process: regulation of exit from mitosis; microtubule cytoskeleton organization; positive regulation of cytokinesis. The record is from RefSeq and is a predicted model, not a curated record. Gene Ontology annotation, molecular function: protein tyrosine/serine/threonine phosphatase activity; protein serine/threonine phosphatase activity. NCBI's taxonomy places the organism in Eukaryota, Metazoa, Chordata, Lepidosauria, Squamata, Sphaerodactylidae. Bases 14 to 1453 code for a protein of 479 amino acids. Gene Ontology annotation, cellular component: spindle pole; nucleolus; centrosome.